ACGGCAGGGCAUAGCAAGAGUAGGAUUCGACAGACACAGUCAAAUUGGAUUUAAUUGAAAAAACAAAAGACUAAUUUUUAUUUCCGUAUCUUUUUUGGUUAGAGCCGUAACUGCUAAUCAAAUGCUAGUUUAUCGAUUGGAGGCCCAUAAAUACGGUUGUGGUGUGUGAGAAUUGUUUUGCAAGCUUCCGAAACGCUGGCCGUUGAGUCCACUACGUGUUGUUGUGGGAACCAGCUCAGGCGCGGGCUGCGGCGCGCCGCCGGCUACGAGUAAUCUUCAGUUAAAUUGGAUUAUUCACACAAAGAAAUGCAUUCGCUGCGAGUAACUGUCAUAUUUGCAUAGUUUGGAUUUUUAUUUUGUGUGUGUGUGCAGGCGGCGGCAUGUGGCGCGGGCCUCGCUGGCGCUGGGCGCUCGCGCUGCUGCUGGGCGGCGCGCUGGUGUGGGCGCUGCGCGGCGGCGCGGGCGGCGCGCCCCGAGCCGCGCGCCUGCGCUCCCCCGACCAGUGGGUGGAGGGCCGCGAGCUACCGCUCAUCUUUAUCGGCGGCGUGCCGCGCUCCGGCACCACGCUCAUGCGCGCCAUGCUCGACGCGCACCCCGACGUGCGCUGCGGCCAGGAGACGCGUGUCGUCCCGCGCAUCCUGCAGAUGCGCCAACAUUGGGCACACUCCGCAAAGGAGUCCGUCCGGCUCGAGGCCGCCGGCGUCUCUAAAGCGGUGCUCGACAACGCCAUCGCGGCGUUCUGCUUGGAGGUGAUCGCGGGGCACGGCGAGCCGGCGCCGCGGCUGUGCAACAAGGACCCGCUGGUGCUGAAGAUGGGCGGCUACGUGCUGGAACUGUUCCCCAACGCCAAGUUCCUGUUCAUGAUGCGCGACGGCCGCGCUACCGUGCACUCCAUCAUCAGCCGCAAGGUAACAAUCACUGGGUUCGACUUGACGUCGUACCGGCAGUGCCUCACCAAAUGGAACCACGCCGUGGGCCUCAUGUACCAGCAGUGCAAGGCGCUGGGGCCGACGCGCUGCCUGCCGGUGCGGUACGAGGCGUUGGUGCUGCGGCCGCAGGAAACGCUGCGCUCCGUUCUCGCCUUCCUCGAGCUGCCCUGGACGGACGCCGUGCUGCACCACGAGCGCUACAUCAACCAGCCCAACGGCGUGGCGCUGUCAGACGUGGAACGGUCGUCGGACCAAGUGGUGCGGCCCGUGAACCUGGACGCACUGGACAAGUGGGUGUCGGCCAUCCCGGCGGACGUGCGCGCCGACAUGGCGGAGCUGGCGCCCAUGCUGUCGGUGCUGGGCUACAACCCGUGGGCCAACCCGCCCAAGUACGCCGAGCCCGAGCCGGGCCGCGCGCCGCCGCCGCCGCCGCCCGCCGCGCCCGCCGCCGCCGCCGCCGCGCAACACGACCCGCCCGCGCCGCAGCCGCCGUAGGGGACAAUAUAUGGCCAUGUACUUUA
Molecule: messenger RNA, 1450 nt
Organism: Cydia splendana
Lineage: Eukaryota; Metazoa; Arthropoda; Insecta; Lepidoptera; Tortricidae
Gene: Tpst
Product: protein-tyrosine sulfotransferase
Exons: 5
Coding region: 381-1424 (347 amino acids)
Biological process (GO): peptidyl-tyrosine sulfation
Cellular component (GO): Golgi apparatus
Molecular function (GO): protein-tyrosine sulfotransferase activity
Source: RefSeq, a predicted model, not a curated record